AUGUCAGAAGGUACCAUACCACCGUCCACCAACAUGCAACUCAUCACCUCAACGGCGCAUAACAAGAUCAGUUGCCCAUUACACAAAGCAGACACAGUUUGUAUGUCCAUGACUCUGGCAGUAACCUGUUCAAAGCAUCUGCAUCAACAUUCCUGGCACCCAGAACUCCAGGGAGAAGUCAUAGGUCGCACGUUCUGCAAGCCAACGAUGCUCGGUUGCAUCCAAGUUAGUGGAGCUGCUGCAAUAGUCUUUGCUCGUCAUGGAUAUACUGCCACAUUGUCCUGGAGACUACCUCAGCCUGGGGUCAGGGAGUUUACAGUGAGACAGAGCCGCAGGGAAGCUACUCUGUUCCAUGUGACCAACUAUAACAAGGUGAACAUCGCCAGUGCAUACAGGACAAGGGCUGUGUUUACUGGGAACAUUAACUCCUCAGGAUCUGGUGUGUUCAGUUUCCUGCUGAAUGAUGUAGUGUGGAAAUCUGAUGAUGGUUUCUACAGAUGUCACAGAGGUUCACCAGGCUCUACAGAUCAGAUUUCUAACUGUUUUCAAGAGAUUUAUGUCAUAUAUAUUCAAGACCCGUACAUAGUUGCCUCGGAGACAAUUCCGCCUGGCAGCAGUGCCAUGCUGACAUGUUCCUCCUUUACCAGGAGCUACUUCAACUACUACUACUACAUCCCUGACGUGUAUUUCACCUGGAGGAAGAAUGGUGACCAGCUGGAGACAGGAGGCAGGCUGCACCUGACAGAAGAUAAUGAGCGAUUGAGGUUGUACCACUACCGCUACUACAGCACUCUGACCAUCAGUGCUGUGAGGAAAGAGGGAGAUCACUACACAUGUCAGGGUGGCAUGAACCAGAUGUGGAUGACCAACUGGAGUGAGGAGUACACCCUGGGUAGGACUCUCAACGCUACUGUCGAACCAGUUCGACAGAGUCUGUCACUACCCGUGUUGCUACUGUUGAACCAGUUCGACAGGCGAAUAGCAUAA
Messenger RNA from Haliotis rufescens (red abalone), 987 nucleotides. RefSeq lists its product as uncharacterized. The record is from RefSeq and is a predicted model, not a curated record. Bases 1 to 987 code for a protein of 328 amino acids. The transcript is spliced from 4 exons. Lineage: Eukaryota; Metazoa; Mollusca; Gastropoda; Lepetellida; Haliotidae.